UUCUUGUUUGUUUUGACAUGUAACCGUAUUCUCUUCGGGUUUAAAUUCAUUUCAGUGAAUAAUUUAUAUUAGAGGAUAUACUUAUUUGAGCUUCUAUCUAUUUUGGUUUUAUUUCUAAAAAGGCUUUUCAGUAUAUUGGUAGAUUCUAUAUAAUAAUCAUUUGCAUAAUUACGCGACUGCUUGCUAUUUCACUGUCUGUUUCUCACCCACACAUGGGCCAAAGCUGUUACUCUCUUCCUCUCUUGUUUCGAUUUCGAUCUACACGUACGCUGGCUACAAUUAUGUUGUCGGUGCUGUUGCGCUUUCAGUUCUCGGUCGGUCGUUACGCGUAACGGUUGUGUUGACUUUCGUGCUGCUGCUGCUCGCUGGCUGAUGUGAUACUUGGACAAAUUGCAUUUAUGUAUAUAAGCCAACAACGUCAGCGCAGAAAUCCAAUUCAUCUUCCUGGAAAAAAAAACUUGUUUACUUUAAUUCAAUUAUCAACGUGCGACUGUGAAAUUGUAGCCUUGACCGCUAAAAAUCUAGGCAAUUUUAAAUUUGCAAUUGUGUUGGUGACCACCACUGGCUACUGCUUGACAGUGUGUGUGCAAGUGUGCGGGAGUAUUUAUUGUCAUACUCGAUUGCAGUUGCGCCGCCAAAGCAUAACACAAACUGCACAUAACUGUAAACUUGUAGAAUCGGUGGGAGUGUAAGGAGAGCAGCGCCACCGCAGGCAGAAGAAGAGGUUAAAGCAGCGACAUGGUCGUCAAGGAAAUGCCACUGCACGAGAAUCUGAGCAUGGAGAGCCGGCAUGGCAAUUCCCUGGGCACACCCGCUGGCAGCAGCGGACCCACAGCAGGAGCCACUUGCUCACGCAUGGGCCGACGAUACACCGUGUCCCUGACGACGGCGGUGCUGUUGGCAUCCUUCUUCGCUUGCACAAUACUCGCCGUUGGCUUUAUUGUGUAUAAUUUUGCGACUUGCGGCGAUCUGGAGCCCGCAAGCGGUGAGGAUAUUGUUUGCACCAGCGUAAAUUUGCGCAACUCAAAACAUGCGCAUGACGCCAGCGAUGGACCCAAAUACGAUCAGGAUGUUCGCCUGCCCCGCUCCAUACAGCCGCUUAAGUACAAUAUCACGCUGGAGCCGCAGCUGAGCGGCAAUUUCAGCUUCACCGGCAGCGUACAGAUUCGUGUGCGUGUGCUCGAGGAUUGCUACAACAUAACCAUGCACACCGAGGAUCUGAACAUAACGCGCAACGAUGUGACCGUCCAUCGUGCGCUGCCCAGCGGCAAGGACGAGUGGGAGUCGGACAGUCUACGCAUCCAUAAGCAGUACCUGAUCGGUGCCAAGCAGUUCUUUGUCAUUCAGCUGUACGAUAAAUUGCAUCGAGGCUCGGAAUAUGUGGUGCACAUACGCUUUUCGGGCAUUAUAAAGGACUAUUUGCAGGGCUUCUAUCGCAGCUCCUAUAAGAUGCUCAAUGAGACCAGGUGGGUGGCUUCUACGCAGUUUCAGGCAACGGACGCCCGCCGCGCCUUUCCCUGUUUCGAUGAGCCGGCACUUAAGGCGAAUUUUACGCUGCACAUAGCACGCCCACAUAACAUGACAACCAUCUCCAACAUGCCCAUUGUCAGAAGCAAUAAUCACGAAUCGUUACCCGGUUAUGUGUGGGAUCACUUCGCGGAAUCGCUGCCCAUGUCCACGUAUCUGGUGGCCUAUGCCAUAUCUGAUUUUUCGCACAUGUCGUCUGGUAAUUUCUCUGUCUGGGCCCGUGCCGAUGCCAUUCAAACAGCCGAGUAUGCGCUGAGCGUGGGUCCCAAGAUCCUUGAUUUUCUGCAGACCUAUUUUGGUGUCGCAUUUCCUUUGCCCAAGAUCGACAUGAUAGCGCUGCCCGAGUUUCAGGCUGGAGCUAUGGAAAACUGGGGCCUCAUCACAUUCCGGGAGACAGCCAUGCUGUACGAUAAGGGCGUAGCCACAGCCAGCAACAAGCAGCGCGUUGCCUCCGUGGUUGGACACGAGUUGGCCCACCAGUGGUUCGGUAAUCUGGUCACGCCCAGCUGGUGGUCGGAUAUUUGGCUAAAUGAGGGCUUUGCCAGCUAUAUGGAGUAUCUGACAGCGAAUGCUGUGGCGCCCGAGUGGAAGCUGCUCGAUGAAUUUGUAGUCAAUGAGCUGCAGACUGUAUUCCAAUUAGAUGCCCUUGCGACAACGCACAAGAUCUCGCAGGAGGUCGGCAAUCCGCAAGAGAUUUUCCAAUUGUUUGAUCGCAUUUCGUAUGCCAAAGGCUCCACAGUAAUACGCAUGAUGAGCCACUUUCUGACCGAUACCGUCUUUCGGGGUGGACUCAGCAAGUAUUUGCAGAGAAUGGCGUAUAAGUCCGCCACGCAGGACGAUCUCUGGCGCUUUCUGACUGACGAGGCAAAAACUUCGGGCCUGUUAGAUAGCAGUACCAGCGUCAAGGCUAUCAUGGACACCUGGACACUGCAAGCUGGCUUUCCAGUGGUCAAGAUCUCGCGGCAUCCCAAUACGGACGCCGUGCGCCUGGAGCAGGUUCGUUUCGUCUAUGGCAAUAGGAGCAAAACAGACGACCGUCCGCUCUGGUGGAUACCUAUUACAUAUACCACUGCAGACGAGCUUAACUUUGAGAACACACGACCCACCACGUGGAUGCCGCGCACCAAAACCUACGAGCUGGAAAAUCGCAAUCUUUCUACAGCCAAAUGGUUUAUAUUCAAUAUACAGCAAACAGGCUACUACCGCGUCAACUAUGAUCUGGACAAUUGGCGUGCGGUGACCCAACAUCUAAUGGAUGCAAAAAACCAUCUAGAAAUUGCGCCCGCCAAUCGUGCCCAGCUAAUUGAUGAUGUGAUGAAUCUGGCACGCGGCUCCUAUCUGUCAUAUGACACUGCCAUGAAUCUUACGCGCUAUUUGGCAUAUGAGACAAAUCAUGUGCCCUGGAAGGCAGCUAUUACCAAUUUCAACUUUAUCGAUUCCAUGUUUGUUAACUCUGGGGAUUACGAUUUGCUUAAGGACUAUCUGUUAAAGCUGCUGCGCAAGGUGCAGUACGAGGUGAUGUUCACUGAAGCGCCUCGCGGUAAGGAAGAUAUUCCGCUCUUGUUAAAGCGCUCUGAAAUAUUUAGCAUGGCCUGUCAUCUGGGCCACCGGAAGUGCAUCUCGGAGAGCACCAAGCAAUUCCAAAACUGGAUUGAAACUCCCAAUCCCGAUGCUUAUAAUCCCAUUAGUCCAAAUAUGCGUGGCAUUGAAUAUUGCUCGGCCAUACAGUAUGGCACGGAGUACGAGUGGGACUUUGCCUUCAAGCGCUAUUUGAAGUCGAAUGUGCCAGCUGAGAAGGAGCUGCUACUGAAUGCAUUGGGCUGCUCAAAGGAACCUUGGCUGCUGUACAGGUAUCUGCGUCGCGCCAUUGCCGGUCAGGACAUACGUAAGCAGGAUGUAUUCCGGGUCUUUGCAGCCGUGUCCAACACGGUGGUAGGUCAGCAGAUUGCCUUCGAUUAUCUGCGCAACAACUGGCAGGAGAUAAAUAUUUACAUGGGCUCACAGAUAUCCAACAUUCACACGCUGCUCAAGUUUGUUACCAAGCGCAUGAACACAAAAUUCCAGCUGGCCGAGCUGGAGGCAUUUGUGCGCGAUGCGAACUGGGCUUACGACAGGCCCAUUCAGCAAAUUGUGGAACAGGUGGAAAUCAGCGUUGACUGGAUGAAUCGCAAUUACAAAACGAUUGUCAAAUGGCUGCAGCGUGAGGCAGGCACGCUGGCCACGUAGACACUAAUCCACG
Drosophila novamexicana is the source of this 3766-nucleotide messenger RNA. RefSeq names its product aminopeptidase N (gene superdeath). Gene Ontology annotation, biological process: proteolysis; peptide catabolic process. Lineage: Eukaryota; Metazoa; Arthropoda; Insecta; Diptera; Drosophilidae. Gene Ontology annotation, cellular component: cytoplasm. The transcript is spliced from 7 exons. Gene Ontology annotation, molecular function: metalloaminopeptidase activity; zinc ion binding; peptide binding. The record is from RefSeq and is a predicted model, not a curated record. Bases 739 to 3753 code for a protein of 1004 amino acids.